AUUUGAAUGAGUACAAAACAUCGUAAAAAUCCCUUUCCACUGCUCUCACACUUCAAGAGCACUGCUUUGGAUAAUUUCUCGUUUAAAUAAGGCAAUUGAGACCAAGAAUAAGAUGUAUAAGACUAUGAAUUUCGAAGGAAUUCUUGAGCACCCUCUACAGCCGAAUCUGGUUAUUUAUGGUAGAAAGAGACUCAUUCAAAACCCAAAACUCCAGCAAUUAAAAGAGAAUGAGGGGCCAUCAAUAAAAGCAGUUCCUGCCUUCAACUUGGAACAGCCAGGGAACUCAUUGCUUAAUAACAAUAUGAGUUAUAAAUCAGUUACGAACUCUAUUAGGCAUACACGAGUUAACUUCAGGAGAAGAGAUACGAAGACUGCAAUUCAAGUUAACAGAAUCCGGCUGGGGAGCACUGAGGAGCUAUUUCAAAAAUUUGGCAGUAAAUAAAGAAGAGUCUGAACAAGAAGAUCAAUAUAUUGACUAUCAGCCCAAAACAGUUAUUCCUCUUAACUUGAUAAAUAUCGGUAAUAUCAGAAGUGAUUCUACUGUUGCCCGUGCAACUAGUCAUAAACGGAAUGUGAAAAGUCAUGGAACACAAAUAUAAUUGCACGAAGGAAGAGUAAAUCUCAGAUAAAAUCUAAUAUCUCAAGGCCUGAGACUCAAAGCAGAACUCACAGCAGAGCGUACAAUGCUUAUAUUAGUGAGAAUUUAGAAGGAAUGGGCCAAGUUCCUGAGCUAAAUAUGACUAAGUCUACCUUGGAUAAUGGAGAAGUGACUAGUCCUCAUCGGUCUUCAAAGCCACACUAUAUCUACAUAAUUCCUGACGGGGUGAAUAUUAUUAAGGAUAAAUACAAAAUUUUUAAGGCUGACAUUCAGCCUUACCUAAAUAGCCUCUUACCAAAGAGAGUCAAGAAAAAAUUUGAACACAGAAAGAAGAAGGAACCCAAGAAGGAGAAACAGCCAUUAUCAGAUAUGAUUAAACAACAGGUAUUCAAACAGUUCUUAACUGAUGUCACUGCUGAGAUGAGGUCGAGAAGAGAGAUUGUGGCUCUUUUUGAUACAAGAGGAAAACCAAUUCAAGAUCUGAUGCAGAUCAAGCAGGAUAUGAAAGUCUUCAUCUCCUCAACAGAUGAAAUAUUUAGAGGCGUCCAAGGAAUUCAUGCAUUAGAAACAGAUGAAUAUAAGGUUGAUGAAAGUAAGGAGAAAACAAAGAAAGCUUUCUUAAAGGCAUGAGAGAACUGGAUUGAUACAAAUCCAGUUCAUAAACAGAUCGAAACAUUUGAGGAUAGCUUCUUUCCCUAAGAGUUAAGAGUAGGAUAAGCUGUAGCCUGAAGAUACUCAAAUUAAUCGAUUUU
Moneuplotes crassus is the source of this 1350-nucleotide messenger RNA. The record is from the annotation of a GenBank genome assembly. NCBI's taxonomy places the organism in Eukaryota, Ciliophora, Spirotrichea, Euplotida, Euplotidae.